GGUGGUGGAGGUGCCCGGGGAGAGGGGAAGGGAGAGAUAUAUAGAGGGAAGAGGCUGGCCGGUGGGGAAAGGUGACAGCGAUCGGGAGAGUGACGGUGAGAGAGAGAAAAGGCGAAGAGGGUGACAGUAAACGGGUAAGAGGAGUGAGAGAGACUGAGAGUGAGUGGGAGAGUGGACGGUGAGAGAGAAAUAUCUGCAUUAGAGAGAUAACAUUAGGCCAGUUGUGAGAGGGGAGGCUGAUCAAUCAUCUAGAGUUGCAGAGGGACGGGACCGGACAGAAAUAAGUUGGACAGGGGAGGUGCACACAUUCUGUUUCACGCAUUCGACAGGUGAAACCUCAAACGGUUGAGUAGGACAGGCUGGUAAAUCAAUUGGUCCUUAUUUGACACACUAUCAUUUAAGAAAUGGGACAAGAACAGGAAUAGGUCAGGGAAUUGAUCAAAUUGUGGGUUUUAAUCUAAUGAUACGGUUAGAAGUAAUGUAGAAGAAUGGUUUAUUGAAAAGUGAGGAGUUAGACUUGUAUGUAGUGGUGAGGAGUUAGGAAAAUAUGUAGCAGAUUUAAUACAUUAAAGAAAAACAACGAGAGAGAAAAUAAACUAGCACUAGAUCACUUUGAAGAAUUAAAUUAUUCAAAGAUUUCGAAGGGCAUGGUAAUUGUUUGGCAAGGUUUUAAGAAAUCAGCCAAGCUUAUCAGAAAAUGUUAACAUUAUAAUAAAAGAAGUCGGCCCAAAAGGAGAAGCUGCACAUGGAAACUGAAAAAUAAUUGUUGGUUGAUCAUUACCAUACAGUAAAUUGAACAGUUGUAGGAAUGGUCUAUAAGGAAAUAGAGAAUGGAAGCUAAAGUGCCCCAUCAUUCGACAAUUAUGGACUGGGAUUUGGAAGCGGUAAAGGCAUUCAUUCUGUUCAAGAAUAUCAUGGAACUUUGAUGCAGGAAGAAGACAAAGUUUAAAAUUGGUUGAAUUCUAGUGAAAUUCCAAUUUCAAAAAAUGAGACGAAGUCUUGCACCAAGUCAGCUUGCAAAGCGAAAGCCAGGAGAUUCAUCUGACGAAGAGGAUGUGAAGCCAAAGAGACGAAAGCUUGGAUCUGAGCGCAAUAAUACUGAAAGUUUUAUUUCUCCAUUCCGGAAACCACUAGCACAGCUAACCAAUAGGCCGGUCUGCCUUGACAGCAAUCAGCAUGAGGCUUUCAUUAAAAGUAUCCUGGCCAAACCUUUCCGAGUGCCUAUUCCAAACUACACGGGGCCUCUUGGAUUAAAGUCACUGGGGAUUAAACGUGCAGGUGCCAGAAGAUCACUUCAUGAUCCAUAUGAAGAAGGUGCUUUGGUUCUCUUUGAACCUCCAUCUCUUAGUGCACAUGACCAACUAAAGGCUGAUAAAGAUAAACUUCCAGUACAUGUAGUGGUGGAUCCUAUCUUGACUUCUGUUCUAAGACCACAUCAAAGAGAGGGUGUGAAGUUUAUGUGGGACUGUGUAACAGGCCGGUGUAUCACUGAAGGCUAUGGCUGUAUAAUGGCAGAUGAGAUGGGAUUGGGCAAGACUUUGCAGUGUAUUUCCUUAGUAUGGACCCUCUUGCGACAAAGCCCAGAAGCUAAACCAGAGAUUGAGAAAGUGAUUGUUGUGACUCCGUCCAGUUUGGUGAAAAACUGGUAUAACGAGGUGGAAAAGUGGCUGGCAGGAAGGGUACAAUCGCUGGCCAUUGAUGGAGGAACCAAGGCAGAGAUUGACAAGAAACUGGCCACAUUUAUGAGCCAACGUGGGUUACGGAUUCCAACUCCAAUCCUAAUAAUUUCUUAUGAGACGUUUCGAUUACAUGCUGAGGUGCUUUGCAGAGGUCCAGUUGGUUUAGUCAUCUGUGAUGAGGGUCAUAGGCUAAAGAAUUCAGACAAUCAGACAUAUCAGGCACUGAACAAACUGAAUGCCAAGCGUCGCAUAUUGAUCUCUGGGACUCCAAUCCAAAAUGACCUACUUGAAUAUUUCAGCCUUGUUCAUUUUGUUAAUGCUGGAAUACUUGGGACUGUACAAGAAUUUAAAAAGAGGUUUGAGUUACCCAUCUUGAAGGGCCGUGAUGCAGAUGCAAAUGAAAAUGAAAGACUGCGUGGAGAGGAGAAACUGAAAGAAUUGAUCAGCGUUGUGAAUAGGUGUUUGAUUCGAAGAACAUCAAAUAUCCUCUCGAAAUACUUGCCAGUGAAGAUUGAACAGAUUGUCUGCUGCAGACUCACUCCCCUGCAGUUAGAGUUGUACAAACUGUUCUUAAAGCAAGCCAAACCAGUAUUGGAAGUGGAGCAAGCUCACAAUGGGAAGAUGAGCUUUUCCUCCCUAUCUUCCAUCACCUCACUAAAAAAGCUUUGUAACCACCCAGCAUUGAUCUAUGAGAAGUGUGUGGAAGGUGAAGGAGGAUUUCGCGGAGCACUUGAUCUUUUUCCACCACGAUAUAGUACAAAAUCAGUGGAGCCUCAAUUAUCAGGCAAAAUGCUUAUCCUUGACUAUAUCUUGGCUAUGACUCGAAGUACCAGCUCUGAUAAGGUGGUUUUAGUAUCAAACUACACGCAAACUCUGGAUUUAUUUGAGAGGCUCUGCAGAGAUAGGAGAUACCUAUAUGUUAGACUGGAUGGCACAAUGACAGUAAAAAAGAGGGCCAAGAUUGUGGAACGUUUCAAUAAUAUAUCAAAUCCUGAAUUUGUCUUCAUGUUGAGCAGUAAAGCUGGCGGAUGUGGCUUGAAUUUAAUUGGUGCAAACCGGUUGGUUAUGUUUGAUCCAGACUGGAAUCCAGCUAAUGAUGAGCAGGCGAUGGCUCGUAUAUGGCGAGAUGGACAGAAGAAGACGUGCUACAUUUACAGGCUUUUGUCGACAGGAACAAUCGAGGAGAAGAUUUUCCAGCGCCAAACUCACAAGAAGGCACUAAGUAGCUGUGUAGUUGAUGAGGAACAAGAUGUUGAACGGCACUUCUCUCUUGGAGAGCUCAAGGAGCUCUUUACCCUAAAUGAGAGUACAGCAAGUGAUACACAUGAUAGGUUGAAAUGUCAUCGAUGUGUGAAUGGUCACCAGGUGCGCCCUCCUCCUGAAGACUCAGAUUGUACAUCGGAUCUUUCUCGGUGGAAUCACUGUGCAAAUAAACGUGGACUGCGAGAUGCGGUCAUUCAAUCUGCCUGGGAUGCUGCAGUCUCCUUUGUGUUUCAUCACCAUUCCCAUGAGGAACAACGUGGAGUUCUCUGAGAUACUACAAUGCUUAUGCAAAAUUUUGCAAAGACACAAGUUAACAGUAUCUGAAGCAGAUUAUUUGCCUUUAUGAAAAGUGACUGGAUUCUUAGAGGAAUCUAAAUAAGGAUCAGCUCACUGCCUAGUCCACCGUGACUUCAUUUAUUUGAAUAUAACAUUCUGCUGCCUUGUACACAUGGUUAAAAAUAUUCAACACUUUAGAUGUGCUCGAAUGGUGUAUAAAUUAUGACUUUCCUAUCUAUUGUCAUGUGAGUGACAGCAUAUUAUGUAAAGAUAUUUUUUACAAUCUAUUCAGUGAAUAGGUAAGGGCUUGUUCUAAACUAGAUUUUGCAAAAGGUAUUGGAGAGUUGUGCAGAUGAAUCAGUACUGCUGAAAUGCUAAUAUAAUUUCAUGUUCAAACUGAGGAAUAACUGAUUUAAAAUUCAUAGCUUAGUGUAUUAAUACCAUCUUCUCUGUUAUUAUCUUUGGUGUACUAAAAGUUUACAAUUUCAAGGAUUGGAGACAUAUUGUCAGCAAACAUUUAAGUACUGCUUGACAAUUAUAGUUAGCUCACUGAUCAUUUGGCACAUCGGUAUUAACUAUUUCCCACUCGAUAUUCCCUGAAGAUGUAAUAUGGUAUGUUUGACUCCAUUCAAACAACCAUGUAUCUGCUCUCAGUUAAAAUACCUCUGCUUGCUUAAUAAAUUAUAGCUAUAAUAAAUGGCUAAUUUAUGGAAGUCAGUGCUACAACACCUAAUGACUUCUGAUCUCAUCAACUGUCUGCACUUUUAAGUUACCAGAAGAAUCCCCUGGAUGGAAAUUCUCCCUAACUCAGAUUUCUGUCCUCCAUUAAAUCCACAAUGUGAUCUGUGGUAGCAGAUGUACUGUACCGAGACAACAAAAAAUAGAUUUUUUUUUUGUUUGAAUGGAAAUCAUGGCUGAAAACAGUUUUGUUUAAAUUUGUUUUAAAGUUAGAAGGAACAGUGAAUUUCAGAGGUGGAAUGUAUGUGGAAUGAACAUUGGCUUUUUAGCAAAAUGGAAAUUCUUUGCCACUGAACUUUAUUAUGAAACUUUAUUACAAUAAUUCAUUGCUUCAAAUUACAUUAUCUUUAUAAAACCUGGUAAUGUUAAGGCAUGAAAAAUUAAGUGACAAGAUCAGAUUUGGUACAUUAAGGCUUACUGUACCAUCCUUUAACAAAAAAAAUCAUACUUAUAAAACCAUAUUGCCAUUAGUACAAAGUACUCUGAAAACUUGGAGGAAGAAACAACCCCAUAAUUGUCUGUUGGCCAAAUUACAUUGGAGUAACUUGG
Messenger RNA from Leucoraja erinaceus (little skate), 4505 nucleotides. It is a transcript of the gene rad54l, whose product is annotated as RAD54 like. Gene Ontology annotation, biological process: reciprocal meiotic recombination; double-strand break repair via synthesis-dependent strand annealing. NCBI's taxonomy places the organism in Eukaryota, Metazoa, Chordata, Chondrichthyes, Rajiformes, Rajidae. The transcript is spliced from 18 exons. Gene Ontology annotation, molecular function: DNA translocase activity; ATP-dependent chromatin remodeler activity; ATP binding. Bases 987 to 3212 code for a protein of 741 amino acids. Gene Ontology annotation, cellular component: nucleus. The record is from RefSeq and is a predicted model, not a curated record.